Molecule: messenger RNA, 4057 nt
Organism: Lottia gigantea (owl limpet)
Lineage: Eukaryota; Metazoa; Mollusca; Gastropoda; Lottiidae
Exons: 17
Coding region: 1-3606 (1201 amino acids)
Biological process (GO): chromatin remodeling; regulation of transcription by RNA polymerase II
Cellular component (GO): NuA4 histone acetyltransferase complex
Molecular function (GO): histone binding
Source: RefSeq, a predicted model, not a curated record
AUGAGUGGGAAAAGAAAUUUGAUUGAAACUGAUCCAGAUUAUGAAGAUGUUUCGAUUCAGCAAAAUAAACGUCAAAGGGUGUUGGAAAAAGAUGGUAAUUAUAUUGUUUUAUCAUUAAGAUUUACAGCAAAGAAAGCUGCCGUUAAAAAGAUUGAAAGUGUCAUACAAACACAGUUUAAUAUAGAAAUAGAAAAUAAAGAACAUGAAGUAAACAUUAUUGAUCAGAAAUUAUGUCAGUCGAGAUUAAUGAUGGACAGAUUAAGAGCUUGUAUUGUGGCUAAUUAUUAUGGUUCAUCAAUACACCAAAAACAUAAUUUGAAAUCUAAUGUACAGCCUACUAUACAUCCAGCUGUUAAAAAUCAUCUUGGUAAAACAGUUAAAGAUGGUAGAUCUACCUCCAUUAAACCUAAUGCUACUGUAACAUCAAACAGUGAACAUAUUAAUACCUCUACAUCAACUUCAAAAGUUGUUGAUAAAUCCACUACAUCAGAAAGUAAAAUCAUGACCAGUCCACAAGCGUCUAGAGAUUCUAGGUUUAAGAUAAAAAAGAGAAUUAUUGUUGGAAAUGUGUCAAAAUAUAUACCAGUAGAACAGCGAGAAAUCAAUGAUCAAUCAACACAUAAAUGGAUGGUGUAUGUUCGAGGUUCUAAAGACUCACCUAGAAUUGAAGGAUUUAUUAAAAAGAUUUGGUUUUUUCUUCAUCCAAGUUAUAGACCAAAUGAUUUAGUUGAGAUAAGUCAGCCACCAUUUCAUCUAACUAGAAGAGGCUGGGGGGAAUUCCCUGUUCGAAUACAACUAUUUUUUAUAGAUGGUCGUAAUAAAAAGGUGGAUAUAAUACAUAAUCUGAAGCUUGAUAGAACCUAUACUGGUUUACAGACAUUAGGGGCAGAAACAGUAGUUGAUGUAGAAUUAGAAAGAGAGGUGACACAAGUUAAUAUACCAAAACCUAUUUCUAUAACACGCAACAAAGCCAAUGCAACCAAUUCCACCUCCAAAACUAAAGAGCCUACAAGUGAAGAUAACUCUGAGGAACAUGCUUUAAUUACCUCCCCAUUAGAAAGGAACCAUACAAUCAGUCAUUCUCCAGUGAAACAGACUUUGGUUGAGGACAAAUCUCCAGCUAAAAAAAUAAAAACUGAGCCUUCAUCAAAGCCAAAAGUACCACUAGAAUUAAAGAAACCAGAUUUAGGACACAGAAAGGAGAAUCUUAAGGAGUUACUUUUAGAUCCAAAUUUUGGAAAGAAGAGGGGUGAGCUUUCAGACCCAACUAAAGCCACACCCACUCUUACAUCCUCUCCUAAAAAUCAAACUAAAACAGUUUACCUUCGUUGUAAAGAUGCUAAAGGAAAUAUUUUACUACUUCCUAAAGUGAUUGUGAAUGAUAAUAGUGCUAUUGUUUCAAAUGGUCAAAAUGUACCUGCCAAUCAAAUGAAAACGCUUAGAUUGACAGCUUCAACAACCAAUCUGGUUUCGGUAAAUAAUUCAGUGACUGUAGCUAAACCUGUCAAUAAAACUACAUCUUUGUUAGUUACCUCCCCUGGAACUACCCAGACCUCUGCAACAAGCAAGCAAGUAGGAGCUAAAAGCUUGAUACAGAAUCAUUCUUUAGGAGCUAAAAUUGUUUUACCUCUGAACGCUUCAAAUUGUUAUCAACAACCAAAGAAUCCAGUGGUUGUGUCCAAUAAUUCCAGCGUAUUUGCUACUCCACCACCCAGCCCUAGUUUUAAACUUAUGGUGACACCAAAGGGUCUACAAGCUCUACCUCAGACUAAAACACAGGUUUCAACUGGUAUCUCUACUCAACAAAAUACCAUAACAAUCUCCCCUCAAACAACACAGAACUCUAGUGCCCAGUCAUUAUUGAAUGUGGCGAAAGUACAAACAGUGCCAAAUAUUGUCAAACAAAGUGUUCCAAGUGGAAAACCAGUUACAAUGGUCAAUUUGUCAUCUUUGACUUCUCAGUUGAAGCCGCUGGCUACAAAUUCUCAAAAUAUGAAAACUAUAACGCUUACAAAUUCCAAAACUCUUAUGAAGAAAACUCCAGAAAUAACGAAGGCAAAUGUAGCCCCUAAAAUGAUCCCAUUGGUAACUGUGAACAAUAUAAACCAGCCUCAGACAGCCUUGAAAGUUGUAGGAACUAGUGCUCCUCCAAGUAACAGCAAAACAUUUUCACUUCUUGGAAAAAAUGAAACUAAAGAUUCUUCUCAAAAGCCAGUUUCUUUGAUUUUGAAUUCACAAAUUCAAAAGUCGUCAGUAUUAAAGGAUGGUUCAGUGCCUAAAGUGAACAUGUUAUCAAAUGUGAAUCCAGUAAAACUUGUUAUUCAAAACAACCACAUCAGUGCUUUGACUCCAAAGGUCAGCAACCAUAUUGGGGCAGCCAAUCAUUCGACCAAUCCACAAAACAAAUCUCCACAAGUAGUGCUUGCCAGUGUUGGUUCCAGAACACUUUUGCUAAAGGUGCAACCAGACGGACAAAUUAGUCAAUCAGAUCAAGCAGCUUUGCAACAACUUUCAAAAUCAUCCAAUGACAUCAAGAUAUCUAUGAAAUUAACCAAUCAAAAUGUAAUUGACAAGCUGACUUCUGUCAAUCAAAGUCCAAUGACUGUGAAGCAGCAAAUAGAUGAAAAGAAAUUUCUCAAUGGACCAAAACUUAAUAUUUCUGCCCUCAGCCAGGUUACUUAUGAUAAAGAUUUAGAUAAACGAAGACUUGGAUUGAAAAAGAAAGUUCCAAAAAUAGAAGAUGAAAAGAUCCCACCUCUUUUACCUGAAAAUCACAGUGAUAUAUUGUCUUUAAUAAAAACAGCAGUUAAAAGACAUCCAUUAGUACAACAUAAUGCAAAUCGCAGCACCCAUCCCUACUGUGCUCACUCUUAUAAUCAAUGGUUAAACUGGAAUAUUGGCAAAAGACGUGCUUCAGAGUGGCAAAGAGCAUCAUGGGUACGACAGUACAUCAUCCAAUAUUUAAAAACAGACGUGUUCAAAGGGACACAACUGUGGUCAACUAAACAGAUUAUGUAUUGGUGUAGAUUACAUGCCUUUAGUCCACAUUAUUUAGAAAAGAAAGAAGAGCUAAAAACUGAAGAGACAAAAAAUAAACCAGAGACAACACCACUGCCAAUCAAUAGUUUAACAGAUCUCCAGCUUAUUAUUAAUCAACUACCAACUAAUCUACCAGGAUCAUCUGAUAGUGAUGAUGAAGUUGAUAUUCUACACAUAGAUCCUCCAACAAAGGUGAAAGUUAAAAUAAAAGAAGAGCCAGUAGAUUCUGAUAAUUACAGUAUUCCAUCAAUUUAUCUACCUCCCUCUGAACCAGCUGAAUAUAUACAAGACUCUUGUCAGAAGAUUGGUGUCAGAUUAAAGCCAGUACAUCUACAAGACAAUGUGUAUGGGUCAGCCUGUGAAGAUAUACUGUAUUCAGCUAUGCAAAAUUUUGUCGAAGAUUUAUUACGAAAAUCAUUUUCCUUCAAACAUAGCAGAUCAAAAACUGAUGAUACCAUCAAAAUAGAAGAUGUCCAGAAAUCUAUUACAAGUUCCAGUUCUUUAGAUUUUCUGACUAAUUCCCAUCUUGGUUUACAACCAGACGGCACAUUCCCUAAUAUUAGAUGACAGGAAUAAGAAUAUGAUUUAACUGUAAUCUGUAUUUCGGUGAAUUAAUUGGUUGUGGCCUGUAACUGAGUCCAGGCUUGUGACUUAUUAUGUUAUUUGUAGUCCGUAGCCAAGAGAAAAGCUUAGUUGAUGUCCUAGGUUAGAAGGAUUCCGAUCUCUGCUUAUGGUCAGCACUGUAUCUUGUCAGGGGGAGAAACGCAUUCGGGUGGAAUGAGUAAAAGUAGGAUGUAAAACUCCAUUUCAUUUAGUAUCUGAAUCUGUGGCUUGAAAAUGUAUUAUGUGUAGUCUGUAGCCAUGUGAACUACUGAGUUGUAGUCUGUAUCUCAGGGAAUGCGUCAAUCAUGUUUUUCAGUAUACAAUUAAAUAAGAAUUAUAUAGUUAGUAGUUGAUAACUAGCUGUAAUUUGUUUCCCUGUGAAUUUAUUACAAUUAAAUUGUUAUACAAAAAUUCA